UAUAAAUUUGAGAUCUAUUCUAUCCUCUUCAAUCACACUCAAAUUUGCCUUCAACAUGAAUCCAACUUCACGAAUUAUUCUCGUCACCUGCCUCUUCGCUGUGGUCACAGCCGCUCCACAGCCCAACCAGGAAAGACCAGAGGAUCCUGAACCCGGACUUAGUGUGACGACAUGUGGCGGAAAUAUGGACGUAUCAUCUGCCUCGAUUGAGUUUCAACUUGGCGGGUCCAUCCGUGCCGAUAUGAGGUGCGUUUGGAUUGUGCAGGCGCCUUACAACGUGCAGAGGUUCACCCUGGUUUCUUCCGGUCUUAAAGAAACCGACGGUCUUUACAUCACCCAGUAUUAUGGACUGGCCUUAGUAACUCAAGAAAAUUAUCUACACCUGGUCAAAACGUGACACUAAACACAAGAAGCGUGAUGAUCACCUUGAUCGUUGGACACGAGCCCUCGCUUGGAUUUAAAAUGGAAUAUUAUGCGAGCGGUUCUCCUGUGAGCCCAGAUAUUACCAGUCACGCGAUCUUUUCUACGGCGAAGGGAAACUUGACCUAUCCCAGCAACGGUGGAAAUUACAGGAAUGAUGAGAUCGCCUUGUUUCCCAUUGCCCCAAGUGUCCCGGGGCAACCGACCGUGCGCAUCACGAGGGUGGAUGUUGAAUCUGGUUCAAGUUGCCAAUUUGACUCCGUUAGGAUUUACAAUUGGUUUGAGGACGAUUAUCUCCAAGUAGCGAUAUUUUGUGCGUAUACAAUUCCAACAAGUGUAACACUCCAGGAUGGCGCGGGCGUCGUCUUCUUUUCAUCAGAUUUUAGCGUCACCAGAACUGGGUUCGACUUUGAGUAUGAAUAACGUAUUAAAUAAAAAUGAUGAACAUAUUGUUGAUUGAACAGAUUUGCAUAUAAGAAUUAUAUUUAGUGCCGGUUAAUAAAUUGUAGAUUUGUAUUAAUUA
Folsomia candida is the source of this 943-nucleotide messenger RNA. Its product is annotated as exoskeleton protein RP43. NCBI's taxonomy places the organism in Eukaryota, Metazoa, Arthropoda, Collembola, Entomobryomorpha, Isotomidae. The coding region runs from base 56 to 397 and encodes 113 amino acids. The record is from RefSeq and is a predicted model, not a curated record. The transcript has 5 exons.